AUAAAUAACGACGCGUUUUCUAAUUGAUCCUUUCUUUUCUCUAUUCAAACACUAUGACCCAAGUGGCUCCUCCUCCUUCCCUUGAUUUCUCUAUCAAUGCUGAACAAGUAGAGCAAAUUACAAAUGAAAUUAUUGCCGAAGAACUUGCUACCAAUGAUGAAAUUUCUGCCUUGAAACCUGAAGAACAAACAUAUGAAAAUAUCGUUGUUCGUUUGGUCAAUAUGGAAAACAAAUUGGCAGGCAAAGCUCAACUCGUGAGUUCUUUGAGUCAAAUAUCCCCUGACGCUGCUGUUCGUGAAGCUUCUGUUGUUGCUGAAACUAAGUAUGAUCAAUUCAGUAUUGAUCAAAGUAUGCGUCACGAUCUCUAUACUGUUAUUUCAAGCUACAUUGACAAGACUGAUUUGGAAAGCUUGGCUUAUGAAGAUGCACGCUUCUUGAAAAAGAUGCAAAGAAUGUAUCGUCGUAAUGGUCUUCAUCUUCCUGAAGAAAAGCGUAACGAAUUCAAGGAACUUCGUAAACGACUUAGUGAAACUUGUAUUGAAUUCAAUAAGAACUGGGCUCGUGAAAGCAGCACUGUCAAAUUUACCAAGGAAGAGUUAGAUGGACUUGAUGAUGACUUCUUGAACGGAUUAAAGACUGAAGAAGAAAAUGGUGUUACUAAAUACAUCUUGACAAUGAAAUAUCCUGAUAUUCGUCCUGUCCUCAAGUUGUGUAAGAAUGAGAAUACCCGUAAGGUCCAUUCUACCGCGUACGAAUCUCGAAAUAAGGAAAACAUUGCUCUUCUUGAAGAAGCUCUCAAACUACGUCGCAAGGCCGCCAAAAUCUUGGGCUAUAAGUCUCAUGCGGAUUAUGUUCUCGAAGUAAAGAUGGCCAAGACUGUUGAUGCUGUUGAAAAAUUCUUGAAUGAUUUGGCUGACAAGCUGCAUGCUCCUGGAUUAAAAGAGAUUGAAGCAUUGAAGGAACUCAAGAAGGCUGAAAAAGCUUCUCGUGGAGAGGACUAUGACGGCAAACUUAAUGCUUGGGACACUAGCUACUAUCAACGUAUUCAUCUUGAAAACGAAUACUCUGUUGAUCAAGAAGAAAUCAAGAAAUACUUUAGUCUUGAAAAAACCAUCCAAAAAAUGUUGGAUAUCUAUGAGAAAGUGCUAGGUUUAAAGUUUGCCAGAGUUCCUGCUGAAAAGGCUGUUGUAUGGCACCCUGAUGUUCAAUUGUUCGAAUGUUGGGAUGCUGUCGAAGACAAGAGCUUCUCUGGCUAUAUGUAUCUCGACUUGUUUCCUCGUGACAACAAGUACCCCCAUGCUGCUUGUUUCCCUCUCCAACCUUCCUAUAUUGCCGAGAAUAACGAGCGUGUUGCUCCUAUUGCUGCUAUGGUUGCCAACUUCACCAAGCCUACUGCUGAUAAGCCUUCGUUGUUAAAGCACGAUGAAGUAGUCACUUUGUUCCAUGAACUUGGUCAUGUUAUGCAUCAUCUCUGUUCUCGCACUAAAUACGCCAGAUUCCACGGUACUUCUGUUGAAGGUGACUUUGUAGAAGCUCCUUCUCAGAUGCUUGAAAACUGGUGUUAUGAUCCUAAAUCCCUCAAGUACCUCACUGCUCACUUUCAAACUGAUGAACCCAUUUCGGAUGAAAUUAUCGACAAAAUUGUCAAGGCAAAGAAUGCCGAUGCUGCCAUGCUCAAUCUUCGUCAACUUUUCUUUGGUAUCUUCGAUAUGACUAUCCAUACAUCAGACGACGAAAGUAUUGAUACAACUAAGGUCUAUAAUGACCUCCGUGCUAAAAUAUCUUUGGUUCCUGCUCCUGAAGGAUCCUGUGGCCAAGCUGCAUUUGGUCAUUUGAUGGGUGGUUAUGACGCCGGUUAUUAUGGCUACAUGUGGUCCAAGGUCUUUUCUAGCGACAUGUUCUUUAGCAAAUUCGAAAAGGAUACGCUUUCCCCUGAAGUCGGUUUCUCUUACAGAAAGAAGAUUUUGGAAAAGGGUAGCAGCAAGGAUGGCAUGGACUUGUUGAUUGAUUUCCUUGAAAGAGAACCUUCUUCAGAGGCUUUCAUGAGAGAAGACAUUGGCGUUCAAAACUAAUAAAUACGUGUUCAAAAUCUGUUGAAUGUAGU
This is a messenger RNA of Gilbertella persicaria, 2104 nucleotides long. RefSeq lists its product as uncharacterized. The transcript has 22 exons. The coding region runs from base 54 to 2072 and encodes 672 amino acids. Gene Ontology annotation, cellular component: mitochondrial intermembrane space. The record is from RefSeq and is a predicted model, not a curated record. Gene Ontology annotation, molecular function: metalloendopeptidase activity. NCBI's taxonomy places the organism in Eukaryota, Fungi, Mucoromycota, Mucoromycetes, Mucorales, Choanephoraceae. Gene Ontology annotation, biological process: proteolysis; peptide metabolic process.